CGGAUUACGUACUUGGCGAUUUGCCACCCGGCAAUCUCCGCCGGGCGUUGUUUAACACCGCCAUGCAUCAUCAUCGAGAUGGCCUCUCUGCAUCGCUGUCUCUCCCAACACCCCGCUAUUAUUGCUGCAGUAGUCUUCCCCUCCUCUCCCACACCCCCCUUUUGUCUCCACCCACCGUCCUUUCACCCCCAACAGCCCUUGCUGUCGGGCAUCAGUGCAAGUCACUCACCCUCUUCCACAACAACCUCCCCAGAACACACAAAAAGUCCCAUCUCACUCGCCCCAUCAUCUGCUUUCUCAUCAUGGUCUCGACUCGCUCCCCUCCUCCUCCAUCAUCCACCACCCCAACAAAACUCCUCCGCUCCCCCAGAUCCCCACGAUCACCUAAAUCACCGUUCCCCAAGCCUGCCGACUCAUUCGCCCCCCUCACUUCUGUCCUUGCUGACAAAGCUCAACUAGACGCGGCUCAUCCCAUAGAGCCGCAAGCGCUUCUUCUGCAGCGGGUCCUGUCGGGAGGAUCGACCGCGACAACCGCGACAUCAGAGUCUGGGACUGCUAGCCCCUCAAUGAAAAGCGUACCCCUGUCGCCGAGUUCGCCCGGGACUAGGACGCCGAGAGCAGGGCAGCAGCAGUUGGCCGGCGACAUGGACGGGCUCAAUGUUCGAUCCCCAAUCUCCAAUAACGGGCAAUUACCGGGCGAGGGAAUGCUGGGCAUGGUGAAUGCAGUCAGCGAGACCCCGGAGGAAAUGGCUGUCGAGCCGGCGAGUCAGGAGUCAAAUGGGAACGAUGGCAGUAAUGGGAAAGAGAUCGGCGUGGGGCGUAAUGGGCACGGCGUAUCGAGAUCGUACUCGAGCUCUACCGAGUCAUCCUCCUCCCAGCAUCCCGUACCACCCUCCUAUCUCGGAUCGAGCUAUGGACCGGAGGGCUUCCCGAUAAGUCAAUCUCCGAUGGAUAGUCCGAUGGCCUAUCCGUCUUACCUGACCAGCGGUUUGGGGUACUUUGGCAAUGGUAACGACCCCGAACUAGCCGCCAAACAAGCUGCGGCUCUUGCCAGAGCCGAUGAAGCUGUCCGCCAACUCAACAAUACAUCCACCGUCAUCCAAGGGCCUACACCAGGCCUUCCCUAUCCCACCGACAACUUUGCAAUACCGCGCAAUUAUACCAACUUUGUCACUCCUCAGCAGGCUGGUCCUCCUGUGACUCGCCAAUCGUCCACAUCGUCCAGCACUGAUGCUGCUAGUACGAGCUCCGAAGAGUCUGACUGGUGUAUACCGUCGAUUGAAUGGGUACCGGCCAACCAGUGGCAGCAGUCAAAUUACCUAAACAGCCCCGGUAGCCAAUUUGCCCGGGACAAGGAGCGUACAGCUUCAUCCAGCCGCAUGCCUCCUCCAUCCUCCAUCAAACCUUCCUCCCCUCGCCGACCUUCCGCCGAUCGUUCAAUACAGCAUCGCAACUCUAUCCCUGUCGGUGCUUCAGCGGGUACGCCUCCUCCCGGCAUGAUCUCUCGCCCAUCAUGGUCUGCUUCCACAGCCGCCUCGUCGGAACCACCAGAAGAUGACGACGAUGCGGCUACCGUCGGCCACGCCGCCCGCGAACGCUCCCAUUCUACGUCAUCUCAAUCUGCCCAGAGUGGCCUCGACCUUUUGUGGCGUGCAGCCCAUGGCUUGCCGCACGCUUCGCACGUUGGUACGCCGUAUGAUCCCGCGUUUGAGCACAAGGGCAAGCGCAAAGCUGGCGCGGAGGCGGUGGACAAGUGGAGAGCUAGUGGUAUACCUACAGGUGUCCCGCCUGGGGGCGAUGCGGAGGUAGAAGGCAGUACACCUCCUCUUCCGGGUCCUCCGAGGAAACGACGCCGGAGCGAGAUGGAAUUGGAGCCGAUGGACGAGGAUCUCGAAGAGGUGGAUGAGGAUGAGCCGAUCAAGGAAGAGCUGAGCGACUACCACUCGCCUUCAACAUCAGAGCCUGUGCCGAGCGAUCACGAUAGUGAUUAUGGAGGGAGCAGUGCUGCACCGAAGCGUGGAAAAGCGACAGGUCGAGGAAGAGGCCGGCCCAAGGGGAGUACUGCUGCGGUAGGAGGGCCGAGGGGUAGGACUUUGGCCAGCAAAGUCGACCUUGCCACUGCCCCUGGAGGUGUUACGAAGCAGGGGAAUAUCAAAAAGGUCAGGAAGGUUGGAGAUUCGCCGAAUGGGCUCGCAAAAGGCGCGUCGAAGGAAGCUGUUCAUGUGCCCCCUGGUGGAGUACAGUGUGAUUACAUUAAUCCUUUGCCUCCUUAUAAUCGCUGCACCGACGUCUUCACCCGCAAAUACGAUCUACCUCGACAUAUGGCCCGUCAUGCUCGGCGAGAAGGCGAGCUAGUGGUGGAGGGUGCGCUCGAUAAUGAAAAGGCGGUCUUGUGGAAAAAGUUUAAGGAUAAGCCCAAGGUUCAGUGUGAUACAUGUGGGGAAAGCUUCACAAGGAUGGACGCUCUGAAACGUCAUCAAGCAAAGCAGCAUCACUAGUUGAUCGCAUAAGCGUCUGCAGACUUUCAGCAUACACCUCAGAGGCCCGGCACGGCAUGGGGACCGUGAAUAGUUGCUUGUUUCAUGUCUACAACUGGGAUCACGUCUUUCUUUUGACGGGGACGGUGGUAGCCCCACUAUAAAAUCUAGUUUGGUCGGUCGGUCCGUCAAACGACGGCCAUCUGUGAAUAAAAGCAGAGUUGCUAUUUUCUUUCCAUAUAGCUAUCUGUAUCAUCAGACAUCUUGUUAGCUGGGUUCGCGGUGAUGAUGGAUUAUUGUCGUCCAUGUAUCGAGUUAGUAUGGUUAUGUAUCAAAUCGCGACGAACAGGAGAAAGGC
This is a messenger RNA of Cryptococcus amylolentus CBS 6039, 2835 nucleotides long. RefSeq lists its product as hypothetical. The record is from RefSeq and is a predicted model, not a curated record. The coding region runs from base 63 to 2498 and encodes 811 amino acids. NCBI's taxonomy places the organism in Eukaryota, Fungi, Basidiomycota, Tremellomycetes, Tremellales, Cryptococcaceae. The transcript is spliced from 4 exons.